This is a messenger RNA of Ceratosolen solmsi marchali, 1927 nucleotides long. RefSeq names its product ventral veins lacking (gene vvl). NCBI's taxonomy places the organism in Eukaryota, Metazoa, Arthropoda, Insecta, Hymenoptera, Agaonidae. The record is from RefSeq and is a predicted model, not a curated record. Gene Ontology annotation, molecular function: RNA polymerase II cis-regulatory region sequence-specific DNA binding; DNA-binding transcription factor activity, RNA polymerase II-specific. Gene Ontology annotation, cellular component: nucleus. The transcript has a single exon. Gene Ontology annotation, biological process: regulation of transcription by RNA polymerase II; brain development. The coding region runs from base 464 to 1822 and encodes 452 amino acids.
AUUCGUAUAAAUCGCGAGCAGAGAAAGAGAGAGGAAACGUCUAGUUGUUAAGCUGCAAAAGCAAAAUCCAAGCAGGUGGCAGGUAAUAGUGGUGAAUAAGGUCGCCCGGGCGACUAAAUUUUAUUACCGAGCAGAGUGCGCGAGAGUUGAUUCGAUCGAGUGUGUGAAUGUAGAUGGGGUCGAGGGUUUUGGCAAUGGUGCGAUCAAUGUUGAUUCCAACCCCUAAAAGAGAGGCCCAGUGCGGGAGCGGCUUUGUCGCGCUCAGUGUCCUCCGAAUGUGAGGAACAGUAUCAUACUCCUCUGGUUGCGGUCCGAAGAGUGUGGAAAGAGGAGUAGUAGUAAUAGUAAGGAGAAAAUUAUUACUACGAAUACCAACCUCAGUACCAUUAAUAGUAAUCGAAGCACAAACCUGCGAAAGUUCAAUCGCAGCUUAGAAGCCUGCACCCAAAAACUAAGUAGGUAGAUGGCCGCGACCACGUACAUGCCAAUUAGCAGCGCAGUUUCGUCCGAGUUGGAUGGCAGUACCGGACCUGCCAGCGGCAUGAACAUCGGCGUCGCCGGCUAUCCGUCUGGCUCGCCCCGUAGCGCAGCCGACGCCGGCGAGAUGAAGUACAUGCCUGCUCCCCAACAUCAUCAUCAUCAUCAUCACCAUCAUCAAAUGAAUUCCUCACCAUCACCUAAUGGACUGUCGCAUCCAGGAGGUUUAUCCGCAGCAAACCCCUGGGCGAGUUUGCAACCUGGAAGUGAUCCUUGGGCCGCUUCUAUGGGUAUGCAUCAUGCAACACAUCAUCCGCACCAUCAUCCACACCAAAGCAAUUCAGCAUUGGAUGUAAAGCCAUUGGCAGCUGCUGCAGCUGCCACAGCUGGUGAGCCUGGUGGUAUGCAUCACCGUGGUCCUCAUCAAUCUCCUGGUAUGGGGUCACCCCAUUCGUGGCAUGCACCUGUUGUAUCUUCAGGACAUUAUAAUCCAGGGGGUGGAUCGCCUUCACCGGCUGCUCUUCAACAGUAUCAUGCAGCUAUGAAUGGUAUCUUGCAUCAUCAACCUCAUCAACAUCCACAUCAAUUGCACAGUCACCAAACGGGUCUACCGCACCAUCUACGUGAUGCUCAUAAUCACAGUCCACCGUCGGGUCAUCCGCUACAUCAGGGCCAUGCUCUCGAUAGGGACCACAGUGCUGGUGAGGAAGACACACCGACUUCCGACGACCUUGAGGCCUUCGCUAAGCAGUUCAAGCAGCGACGUAUCAAACUCGGUUUCACUCAAGCCGAUGUUGGGCUCGCUCUAGGCACUCUUUAUGGUAACGUCUUCUCACAGACGACAAUAUGUAGAUUUGAAGCACUCCAGCUCAGUUUUAAGAACAUGUGCAAACUUAAACCACUACUACAGAAGUGGCUCGAAGAGGCUGACUCAUCGACGGGCUCACCGACCAACAUCGAUAAGAUUGCCGCACAGGGUCGGAAACGCAAGAAGCGCACUUCGAUCGAAGUCUCGGUCAAAGGUGCUCUUGAGCAACACUUCCAUAAGCAGCCUAAGCCUUCCGCUCAGGAGAUUACUUCCCUUGCAGAUAGUCUCCAGCUCGAGAAGGAGGUUGUGCGUGUAUGGUUUUGUAAUCGGCGACAAAAGGAAAAACGCAUGACGCCACCAAACACACUGGCCGACGGCAUGAUUGAGGGCUUGCCAUCGGGUCAUCAAGGUCAACCUGGUCUUCAUCAAAGCUACCACCCACAGGAUCACUUACAUGGCUCCCCUAUGGGCCAUAGUCACAGUCCACCAAUGUUAAGUCCUCAAGGUCUAACUGCGCACUCGCUGGCAGCACACUAGCGUUCGCCGGGGCCUCCCCCGUCGGGUCUGGGCGCGACCUCGCAGGCGGGCUCGGAGGCCGCGUUGCCGCCCUUUUAUCAUCACUACCUCCAGGCGCGUUCAGCA